Closterium sp. Naga37s-1 is the source of this 1314-nucleotide messenger RNA. Lineage: Eukaryota; Viridiplantae; Streptophyta; Zygnematophyceae; Desmidiales; Closteriaceae. The record is from the annotation of a GenBank genome assembly.
AUGUUGGGAGGCAACAAGACGGGCGGGAAACCGCCAUGCAGCACAAGCGGUGCUAGGGGCGGCGGGGAGAGCGGGAAGGGCGGGCGAGGGGGCGGUGAGGGGGGGGCUGCUGAUGGGGCUGGCGGAGGCCUUAAAGGAUUCGUUGGGGUUUACCGAUGGGUGGCGGGGGGCAAUGGAAUAGCUGCAGAUCGCCAAGCACGUUACUCGCAGAGGCACUACCCCUUCCUCUCUUCUUUCCCAUUCCCCUUAACCUCUUUCCACCUUUCCCCCUUUUCUUCCCCCAUCUCCCCACGUGCUCCCUUACACGGACUCACAGGCUCAAGCGCCCACAGCACAAUCUCCCACAUCCUUCCUCCCCACAUUUGUCUCAUGAACUCACUGCUCCCCUCCUUUCCCCCCAUCCCCUUCCUAGCUCCGCACCUGCGUCUCCAGUACCAACUUCCAACCCACGGGUUCGCUCCCAAGUGGCACCGUCCCCCACACUCCUCUCAUAAACCACUGCUGCUUUUCCUCCUUUUCCUCCCCGUCCCGUCUCCUCCCAGCACGGCACCUGCUUCUCCUACACCCGCGUCUGCCCCACAGACUUGCGCGCACAGAAAAGCCACCCACGUCUGCCCCACUGCAUGGGCUCGCCCCCACAGCGCAGCCGCACUGCCCACCAACCCUCUCCCUUCCCUUACCCUCACUGCUCACCAAACAAGGGCCAAGGCUUUAUCCCCUCCCGUUCCAUACCCUCUCCCUCUUCCCCCCCACUUCCCCACCCCUCCCAGCUCUAAACCUGCUUCUCCUACACCGAUUCUUGGCCCACAAAUGCCUUCCCUUACAGUGGCCGCACUGCUCACCCUCUCCCCCUCCCCUUCGCAUCUCCUCCAACCCUUUCCCCGUCUUAUCACCAGCUCCGCACCUUUGCACCUACUUCUCCCACACCGACUUGUGCUCCACCGACUCCCACGCCUGCUACAGUGCGAGCGCACUGUUCACAGCAGCACGGUACAGCCUGCUGACGUGGCAGAGGGUUCGCGAUGGUAUACAGGCGAGGCUGGGCGGGGCUGGGCUGAUGGGCGCUCUGUGGUGGUUUUGAGGGCGGGCGAGCAGGAGGAGGAGAUGGGUUCUGAGCUCGUGAAAAGGCUGGAGGUUGAUAUGCGAGAGGCUGACUGCCUAGCAGUGGUGUUGUCAUUUCAAGGUGCUCAAUACUGCGCGUGUUGCCCUGCCGUGCUGUUGACUAAGGUGGCAUCGCUUCCUCUGGCCCCUCCUAGGCUGUCCCACCUGCACCUCCCACUGGCAACUCCUCCCCUUAUCACCCACACGUUUUGA